This is a messenger RNA of Coregonus clupeaformis (lake whitefish), 2859 nucleotides long. Its product is annotated as vacuole membrane protein 1. The coding region runs from base 900 to 2126 and encodes 408 amino acids. The record is from RefSeq and is a predicted model, not a curated record. The transcript has 12 exons. Gene Ontology annotation, biological process: autophagy; Golgi organization. Gene Ontology annotation, cellular component: membrane; endoplasmic reticulum; endomembrane system. NCBI's taxonomy places the organism in Eukaryota, Metazoa, Chordata, Actinopteri, Salmoniformes, Salmonidae.
AUGAUCAUGCUAUACUGUUAAUAUGGUGAGUCCAUGCCUCUAGAUUCAACCUAGCCCAAGAUUAACUCUUAAGGAGCCUACCCUUACUCCUUAAGGUCCAAAUAUGUUUUUUGCCGAGGUAGACUGGCUCUGGCAGCCAAAACAGCCAAAUACUCCAUCAAACGUGAAUCGAUUCUCAAUUGCGAUACGGUUCUAGAAACAUAACGCCCUUUAUGUUAAUAUCACAAAAUAAUUUCACAAAUGCAAACUAUACACUUACUGUACACUGUUUUAAACCGCUUUAUCACAGUUGCAGCCAACAGUAUUUUUCAUUGACAACACGUUUCUGGCGGCCUUCUGUUACACACAGGUGUACAGAGCAUGCUAGAUGGCUAAUUAGCACAGGUGGUCCCUCUGUCUCCCAUUAACACGACCUGUAACAUGGAGAUAUGGCUGUGUGGGAACCCUAACCCUAUAGAGGUGUGUAUCAAUUUAACUGUUUUUUGAAAAUUAUUUCUCGCUGAUAUGAAAGAUAAGGUCCUUCUGCUUCCAAAAGCAUACCGCAAACGAUGCAGGUUAAUGUUAAGACCGAGCCUCGGUGCUCUUAACAAAACUCCCCCUUACAGAAGAGGUCCAAACCUUUGUCCAAUUACUUUUAUGUGUAAUGUAAUGGAACUUGGAGUCAUGAUCAAAGGCUAGAUUCAACUCUACGUUCAUGGGCACAACAUAAAAAAUUAAUAAAAUAAACUGUAAUGCAAUUAUCACUUAUGAAUAAACACAAACCAAUUCAAUAUUGAUGAAUAUAAAAUGAUGUAAAGGGGGACCUUUACUUAGAAGGAAAUAUUUUGGCCGGAAGUGAUUGCCACGUCUCCAGGAAGAAGACGCUUUGAGGUUGUCUGGUCGAUUCAAAAGUGAAUGAGAUGGCAACGAAUGGGGCAAGCUGUGAACAACCACAGAAGCGAGGAACCAAAGACAAACAGAAUGGACAUUUUGCAGACUCUGCGGUCAGUGAGAGGAGGCAGAAAGAUCGGGAGGAGCGUCUCGCUCUGGUGCUGUGGAGGCGGCCUAUCGUCACACUACACUACUUCCUCCUGGAAACCUUCAUCAUACUAAAGGAGUGGACAUUAAAGUUAUGGCGACAAAGGGGUACAGUGUUCUUGUUCCUGGUAUUGUGUUCACUGUUCUCCCUUGCCUACUCCACCGAGGGAGCACACCAGAAGUAUGUGCAGUACCUGGAGAAGAGGUUCCUGUGGUGUGCCUACUGGGUAGGUUUGGGCAUCCUGUCCUCAGUAGGCCUUGGGACUGGCCUACAUACCUUCCUACUAUACCUGGGUCCACACAUAGCAUCAGUCACCCUGGCUGCGUACGAGUGUGGUUCUACAGACUUCCCAGAGCCCCCCUACCCAGACCAGAUCAUCUGCCCAGAGGGAGGUGGAAUGGAGGGCAGCAUCUCACUCUGGUCCAUCGUCUCAAAGGUCCGCCUGGAGGCCUGUAUGUGGGGUGCAGGCACAGCCAUUGGGGAGUUGCCCCCCUACUUCAUGGCCCGAGCAGCCAGGCUAUCUGGAGCAGACCCAGAUGACGAAGACUAUGAGGAGUUUGAGGAGAUGCUGGAGCAGGCAGAGACCGCUCAGGAUUUUGUUACUAGAGCAAAACUGGGCGUUCAGAACAUGGUGCAGAAAGUGGGAUUCUUUGGGAUUCUAGCCUGUGCCUCGAUUCCUAAUCCUCUGUUUGACCUUGCUGGUAUAACAUGUGGCCACUUCCUGGUACCAUUUUGGACCUUCUUUGGAGCGACUCUUAUUGGGAAAGCCAUCGUCAAGAUGCACAUACAAAAACUGUUUGUUAUCAUAACUUUCAGCAAGCACAUAGUGGAACAGAUGGUGUCUCUGAUCGGGUCUCUGCCGAGGGUAGGUCCCUCCAUACAGAAGCCCUUCAGUGAGUACCUAGAGGCCCAGAGAAGUAAACUCCACCACCACACCGGAGAAGGCACCCCGGCAAGUGAGAACUGGCUUUCGUGGGUCUUUGAGAAGGUGGUUCUGGUCAUGGUCUGUUACUUUAUCUUCUCCAUCAUCAACUCCAUGGCUCAGAGCUACGCCAAGCGACGACAACAGAGUCAGCAGCAGAGGUACUCUGAGAAGAAAACCAAGUGAUAACGACUCACCAACUGACUGUGCUGAGAGUCCCUCAGCUCUGUCUCACAAACUAACCUCGCGCUCUUCCAUUCGUAAGAGGCUGAACUGGCACUAUUCUGUGUGUGCUUACGGAUGUAUGUGGUGUUUGUCCCUCUUAAGGUUUUGUAGUUUCCACUCAUCUGUGUUUAGUGUGUGAUUUAAUAAUGUUAUAAUGAUAUGAUGAGCAGUUAAGCAGCAGUUGGAUGUCAAAUGUUUUGCUGGCAGCUAUACCAGCUGUGAUGCAAGGUGGCGGGUCCUACUUCCAUUGAACACAGUUCUUAAUCACUAGACUUGAUUUGUACAUACUUUUUCACUGUAUGGAUGGACUCAGACUUUCUGUAUGCUAAUAUGAUGCUAAGGACGUUUUCAGGGUUAAAUUUUUCUUGCGUUUUGUCCUGUUGAUCAGAAAUAGACCAUCUGUCCAUUUGUGUUUCUUGGAUUUGUUUGACGUUCAAGUUUGCCAUUGGAAAUAGCAAUAUCAAGUUGUCUCAACGUGUUAUUGAUGGUUUGAACAUUCUGGAAAUAUUUUUUGGAUGGUAUGUAUGCACAUGUAUUUACAAUGAUCUGGAUGAACUAACUUGAACUAAAACGGAACGAAAAGGAAAAUGAUAUAAAUUGUAAAUUAACAUUACACUCAGCUAACUUAGUGUCAUUUUUAUUAAAUACAUUUACUGAGUCUUUGAUCAGAAUAUAUAAAAUGCCUAAAUCAUUA